AUGUCGCAGGAGCGCGUGAACCCAUUCUCCGACCCCAUUAGCGAAGAUGACAUCCCUCAACCCCAAAACCUCGAAACUCGGGAUACUGCCAAGUCUUUAGAGCACCCGUCAUGGAAGCCAUCGCAGGAUUCUGGAAGUCGUAUCUCUCAUUAUCCCAAGCCCAUUCUCCAAGAUGACGACAAUACAAACUCCGAGUGGGAGACCGUCGCGCCCGAUGAGGACGUCAUUCUCAGACCAAGUGUCCACCUCAGACAGCGUUUGGAAAUCGACCGCAGAGCAUAUCCAACUCACAAUGCCCUGGGUUGUGCUAGUGAAGCUGCGGAGCACGCGCAAUAUAGAACUGCUCUCAUGCCAACAAGCUCGUCUCGUAACUUGGCUCGUACAUUGCCAAUGCACACCAGUAACCGACCCAAGCAUGCUUCUCAGUGGCUGCGAGCAUCCAGCGUUUAUGAAGACGAUUCCGGUUUCCCCAAGAUCACCGACCAAAGCCAGCAGCAGGGCUGCCAACCUGAAACAUCUCGCGCUCUGACCAAGAAUCGGCCGGCUACACUGGGGUUUGACCGGAACGCUCAAGGUGAACUGGUAGCCAGCUACUCCAAGUCCUCCAGCCGAGCGAGCAAUGACCCUUUCAAAUUUGACGGCGCAGGUUACUCCAUGUUUCUCCAGUCAUCCGCCGAGAAAGAAGUCAGCAGAGCUCUCUACGGAGCGGGAACUUGGAGCGAAGUCCACAGCACGCCCGUCUACACUCCGCAAAGGAGUGAACGGCGCGUUUUCCAAGGGCAGUUCCAUACCAACGAGCAUCCGCUCUCCGAACUCGCCCAGCUGGUGAACAAUACAGCAGCUGAAAAAGAUACAGGUAGCGAUUGGCAGACGAUUACAACGGAACAAACCACUCACAGGGCCUUGGAGCUGACGCUUCGGUUGGAUAAAGAUGUAGGAAGCAGUCUGGCCGAUGUGUCAGAUGGAUCUGAGUACGAAUCGUUUGAUCACUUCCUUGGGGCUACUGCAGGUUCGCAGGAUUCUCGUGAGAGUCAUCAAGGGGGGGACGUGUAUUCCAACGCAAACCCGCGCCGUGCAUUUUUCUAUAGGUUCUCGCAGCCAACGUGCAGGAAUAGCCGAGUGUCUUCUGCUCGUCCUGUGGCUACAGUCCGGCAUCUCAGCCAUCUCAGCCGUCUGUCAAGCGAUACCUCGAACAAGCCCAAGUUUUCGAGUAAACUGUCCCAGAUGCGCAAACCAAUAAUGAGUUACAGCAGUCUAGACUCCGAGCCGGAGCAGGACAAUUUCGACACUACAACUCCCGUGUCUCCUGACACUGUUGUGGAAGUUGUCACCCCCCGACACAGCAAUCGGUCCAGUCCGCGAUGCAGACAAGACUCACGGGAGAUUCUUGGUCUCGGAACGCAGGACGGAAGCAUGAUAUAUAAAUCCCGAGACUUCGCGCCCCGAAACACGGCGGACUAUAAUCUUCCUAGCCUUCCGUUCCCACUUAUAAGUCUUCAAGAAGCAGCGCUUCGCCAGUCGCACGGCAUCGCUCGAGACGAGGCAGACUACACCACGGCCGGCUCCAUGUGCGACUCCAAAGCACGCCCCGAUACAAUUAGUACUAUUUCUUCGUACGGGCCCAAAACCCCAAUCACACCCGUUGGAGGCAUCCCGGGCACAAGUGGCAUCCCCAGACCACCACGAGCGCUUCGCCGACACAGCCCAGCGCGAGCUCUCCGGCAGCUCAACUCGUCGGCCAUCAUCGACACCCACUCCGGCUCAUUCUUCCGCAACUCCCUCCCGACCAACACAUCGCUCCUCAGCGCACGCUUCUUCCGCCUCAGCGGCUUCUCGGCGCGAACCACUCGCGAGCGUCGAGACGAGCCCAAGCACGUCUUCCUCACUUCCUCGGAAACAGAUCUCAUCCACUCCGCGAGGGAGGAUAUUCUGUGCCGACGCCGCCGGUGCCCGGAGGAAGACGCGCAGCAACGGCGGGUGUUUUUGGUGAUUUUUGUCAUGGCUGUCUUCUUCCCGCCGAUUGGGGCACUGGCACUGUACGGAAAGUUUGAUGCGACGAUUGCGUGGUAUGGCAAGGGCGAGAGAGGUUGCCUGACGCAGGAGCAGAGGAGCACGUUGAAACAGCAGCUUUUGGUCGAAGGAGUGUUGUAUCUGGGGCUGCUUACCUCGUUGGUUGUGUAUUAUUCCGUCCAUGGAUGA
This is a messenger RNA of Metarhizium brunneum ARSEF 3297, 2199 nucleotides long. The record is from RefSeq and is a predicted model, not a curated record. Lineage: Eukaryota; Fungi; Ascomycota; Sordariomycetes; Hypocreales; Clavicipitaceae.